UGUUUUCGUUUGUAUGUUAGUUCAUGGUAUCUAUAUAAUGAAAGGAUUAAAACUUGUUCUUUUGCAGACACUGAGGUUCUCAUAAUCAAAAGUCUGACACACAGAGAAAUCAAUGCAGUUAUAAAGACCAUACCCAAUCCAGUCUAUCUCUUCCAAGGAAUUGUACUACGUCGAGGUGCCAAAGGAACUGGAAUGAAAUCUAUUGAGUUAGCGCUCUCCAUGUGUGAUAUCAUUGAUAUAUAUGGAUUCACUGUUGAUCCAGGAUACACUGAAUGGACAAGAUACUUCUCUAAGCCUAGGAAGGGACACAAUCCACUUCAAGGAAGAGCGUAUUACCAACUUCUAGAAUGUCUUGGGGUAAUCAGGAUUCACUCGCCCAUGAGAUCUAAGAGGAGGGAAGACUGGUCAGAUAUACCUGGUAGAGAAAUGAUAAGGCAAGCACAUGCAGCAGCUUUGCGUUUGAAAAGGAAUGAAGACGAUCAUGGAGGUGAUUUAGGGCAGUUUGGCAAUUGUAAGGUGUGGGGCAAUGUGGAUCCAGAGAACAGUGGACCUGUUUCAGGAUCACCAGACAUGAGUGAUGUCAGGAAAUAUUCAAAUUAUAGUAAAUGGGAAGUGAUACCUUUUGAGAGUUUGAGGAGGGAAGCACAGGAUCAUUAUAACCAGAUGCAAGGGGUCUCUCUAUAUAAAAUGGACGGCAAUAGGUUGGAUGAUCUAGUUUGUGUGAGACAUUCCUCAAAAUCUGAUGCGUAAGUGGUGCCUUUGCUUUCUAUUGUUAUUAUUUGAUCGUGCCCAACCUUCUAUAGAAUCUUGGAUGAAGUUACUUUCUCUGAGGGCUGCUGACAUUACUUCCCAACAGCGUUCUGUUUCUUCACUUAUUGCAGCCAGAGCGUAGCACCAAUCUCAACUCCAAGUGAAAAAAUGGAGUGAAUAUGCAUAAUUCCACCAAUCCUGGUGAUUCAUGUUAGAAAUCACACUACAGGAAUUCUGACCCCAGAAGUUUGUUGUACCAUUUUUUUUUUCAGUUCUGGAAUGGACAGUCCUUAGUCCGUGGCAUGAUAGGUAUCUAACUUCUAUAAUGUACUAAUUGUCUAAAGAAGUAUCUGCAAAAAAAGAAACAUUUUUUUUAUGAUGAUGGAUAAAGAAAAUGAUAGUGAGCUGUUUUGUUUUACGAGAUUUUCAAUGUAUUUAUUUUGUUGCUAA
Messenger RNA from Vigna umbellata (rice bean), 1200 nucleotides. NCBI's taxonomy places the organism in Eukaryota, Viridiplantae, Streptophyta, Magnoliopsida, Fabales, Fabaceae. The record is from RefSeq and is a predicted model, not a curated record.